Messenger RNA from Macrobrachium nipponense, 2838 nucleotides. RefSeq lists its product as uncharacterized. Lineage: Eukaryota; Metazoa; Arthropoda; Malacostraca; Decapoda; Palaemonidae. The coding region runs from base 553 to 2838 and encodes 761 amino acids. The transcript is spliced from 14 exons. The record is from RefSeq and is a predicted model, not a curated record.
AGCAGGCGCGUCGUCGUCGAAGGGUAGUUCUGUUGUGUGGCGAGAAGCGGCAACUCUGCCGGCGAGUGGCUAUCGGUGAUGCCACUUGCUGUAGAUUUAUCACUAGUGUUGUGUCGCUGGUGCUGGAGAGUGGAUGCACGCGCCCUGUCUCUCUCUCUCUCUUGUCUGUCUCUCGCUCGUUGUCGUAUCGCUUGAUUAAUGGUGGUUCCUUUCGUAACGACACUUUCGGGAGUGCUUUUGAUCUGAAGACCCGGAGGAGGUCUAGGGAGCGUUUUAUUAUUUUUUUUUUUAAACGGGGGGCUAAAGGCGUUUAGGCCUGUUUAACGCACUAUGAGGAACUCUAGGAUUUGACACUUGGAAGAAGCUCCUCCCUGGAACUACUUACUGCUACUACUACUACCGCCACUUCUAAUUGGAUUGCGAGUUCUGACUGGAAAAGGGACCCUAUAAGAAAUUCGUACCUUUCGAAGGGAAAAAUAAAAAAAAACCAGAAGUUACUCACUCGGCGAAAACAUUGCUCUUCUCUGCAUUCAAGAUGGUAACCAUUAACCGAUGAAAUGGACUCCGAAGGCCGCACGAAGACGGGGUCGAGUCGCAGCAGUAGCAGGCGAGGCCCGCGCUCUGAUUGGCGGAGCAGCAACCAAUCGGGCGGCACCAAUUCGUCUGCCAAUCAGUACUCGUCGAGCGACGAAGACGCCGAAGUCCGCAAUACCACGCGAGGAUAUAGGCCGUCUCAGAGGACAGGCGACCGAGGGAGCAACCGAUCCCGAGCGACGACGCCCUCAGCCACACCUCCGACCCGGACCAGGGCGACCCCCCCUCGAUCGUAUCCCUCCACGACGCCGCCGCCACCCCCACCCACACGCCACCCACAACCACAACAACCUCUCCCACUACCGAGGCCAAUACUCGACGGGGUCCGGGGACACAGCUGCGGCGGCUGUGAUGAACCAGCUGGGCGGGGGGACCCAUGGCCACUACUACCAGGAGAUCCCCCAGGGGGGGCUCCACUACGCCAACCACCUGGACGAGUACGACUCGCCCGUCCUGAAAGGGGGCCGCAAGUUCCCCCCGUCCUCCUCCGGCAGGCGGAUGCAGACGGGGGGGUCGUCGCUCUCCUCGUCUGAUAACAACUCGGACACGACCUACGCCGAGAGCGACAUCAAUUCCAGCCUCAGAGCCAAGAUGGCCGCCCUCGAUAACGAAGCAGCGGGGACGCCACCCGACCCAGCUCCUCCCGAAGUUCCCAUCCGAGGUCCUUCCCACCACCACCCGCUACUAGCGGCGUCCCGCAGGGCAGGGGGCGCCCCGCCCUCGGCGAACAACACGAGCGUCGGCGCCCCUCCGUCGCCCCACUACCCCGACCACCAUCCUGACGAUACGUACCAGCAGCCAAAUUCCAACGUCUUCCUCUCUCAAGUUUUCAAUACAGAGUACUUGAUGAGUGGCAGUAGCCCGCGCUACGGCACCGGCACGGCGCCUAAAUCUCCCGGGGCGCCAGGAACCGUGCAUUACGGAGGCCCGUCGCCAACCCCUGACUAUCUGCCGGUCAACAAUUCACAGCCAAGGUUACUGGGCACCCUGAGUUCCCAAAAGGGCUCCAUCACGGCGGGACCGGGUAACCUGACGGGUCUGCCCGCCGUGAGGAACGACCUGGCCCUCGGCUCCGGGGGUUCGUUCUCCGGGCGGGGGCUCCACCUGGGGAAGACCUGGAGAGAGAGGUGUUCGUGGAGAUGCGCCGCCAUAGGUCUUAUUCUCCUGUCCUUCACCCUGGCGGCGCUACUCGCUUGCUUUAUCAGGAUAUCUCUCUCUUCCGGCCCUGAAACCUAUUCCAGCCCCCGUCCCUCUGCCCCUCCACCUUCCCCCCUUCCCCCUCCUGCCCCCAUCCCUCCUGCUCCCCCUCCUUCCCCUAUCAAUCCUCCUCCUCCACUUGCGCCACCCUCUCCUCCCCCUCCUCCUCCUCCUCCUCCUCCCCCCGAGCCUUCGAAAGGGCCUGCCAAUCUAGCCAGCUGCUGCUAUGCUCUGCUGCUGCUCUGCUGCUACCUGCUGCUGCUGCUCUGCUCCUCCUCCUCCUCCUCCUCCUCCUCCUCCUCCUCCUCCCACCAGCAUAGCAAGAAUGAAGACGAACCUAAAGAAUAUUCAUGUUCUCAAACUCAACAUUUUGACAUCCUAUUUUUUAUUAUGCUGCAUCGUCCAGGGAGUUCAGAUGAGCGUGACACUAUUUCGACUUAUUCGCCGCCCCUGACCACAUCCCUUGCCAGGGCACCGAAAACGGACGCUGGCACCACCGAACUGACCCGCCUCCGUGACCUCAACAGAAGAUACGUCAACAAAAUCGCGCCCAAGAGUUACUGGAACGCCCAGUUCGAGGUCAAACAGCCCACCUUCAUGAGGUUCAACCUGACGGUGCCUCGAAGUGCCCACCUGGCCAUCUUCGGGAGGAGAAACGUCGCGCCCUCCAUCACCCAAUACGACUUCGUCGAGUUCAUGAAAGGAGGUCGGUUGGGGAGGACGAAAAGGGAAGCGGCCUGGAGUAACGCCUACCACGAGGAGGAAGAUGAGAUAGGCGCUGACGGCGACUACCACGUCUCCAUAUCGGGAACCUCGAAGUCCGCCGAAGUCUAUCCCUUCUUGCACAGUCACCACUUGGACCUCAAACUCGGGGUCAACCACGCCCCCCUCCACGAUGACCUGGACAACUUGCUGGCGAACGAGGUAGAUAUCGAAUGCACCUACGUCUUCACAUAUGAAUCGAGGAGAAGGAUUCUCAAGAUUCAUAACCUGUGCUUACAAAUGACUGAAAACGCUAACCGCUAUUUCAUUGCUGUCCGCCGGUGA